AUGCAUACCUUUAAAGCGACGAACCUGUACCAAAAAGAAGAAGCAGUAGCUUUGCCACAGUCGGUUAAGCACUGCCACAUGCUCCGACAACUAGCGACAAACCUGCUUGGUGCCGUUGCGGAGUACACGCUCCGUGGUAACAUGAGUCGAGCGCAAGAGGCUUCUUUGCAGUCUAGAAUUGUCAACAUCGCGGGAGAUGUAUGCAGCAUUGUAACGCCACCGGAAGACCAAUGGCAGGUGAAUAAUAUUCAAAGCCAUAAAAUGGCCGCUAUCAACCUUUUCUUUAGCUGGCACGUCUUCGAACACAUCCCAUUGCGCCAGUCCAUUUCCUAUGUCCAGUUAAGUGACCUGGUCAGCGUUGAUCAUCCUCUUCUAGUAUUUAUGUGUUUGAAAUUGACUAUAGUAGUUCGAGUUGCACGCAUGCUGGUCUCCACUGGUGUUCUGGAAGAGGACGGACCCGACCGGGUCGCGCACACUGCGAGCUCUAGGAUCUUUCUUCCCGAAAACCCUUACGGAAACCUAAACCAAGUUGUGCUGGAUUAUGGAUUGUCCCAGUGUCACGCCGUUGAGUACUUCCAAAGCAAUGGACGGACAGAACCGGACGGCAUCGGGCCUAGUCCUUUUACUUUUACAAAGGGCAUGCCUGAUAACAACCUAUGGAACAUCUAUGAGGACCAGACGAAGGCAGAUGUCUUUAUGCGAGCAAUGAAAGCACUAGAUCGCUUUGCGCCUAUUACCGGUGCUGGUCUAUAUAGCUUUGCGUGGAUCGCCGAGGCAUCUGGUACGGAAGACAGCGAUAGGCCGUUGCUGGUUGACGUUGGCGGUGGCGGAGGCCACGCUAUUGAGGCAAUCUGUCAAACCACAGGUCUGUCAUUGAAACGUUGUAUAUUGCAGGACAAAGAACCUGUAAUUGCCAAACUGAAGAGUACGGAUAACCUGUCCGGCUUGCAGCUCAUGUCUAUCGACAUGCACAAGGAGCAGCCAGUGAAAGGCGCAUUCGUAUAUUACAUCCGUCAUUGCCUUCACGAUUAUAACAACGAUGUAGCCCGCGUCAUUCUUCAGAAUAUUUCCCACGCAAUGGCGGACGAUAGCAAGUUGCUUAUUUCCGAGCAGGUGAUUGACUGGCCUCCAAGGCCGGAAUCUACUGCUAUGGAUAUGCUUAUGCUGGCUGUGGGUGGUAAAGAGCGGACCGAGCUGGAAUGGAGAUUCCUUUUGCAAAGUGCAGGGCUGUUGCUGGAGCAGAUUCACAAGGCUUCUAGCUCGCUACAUUGUGUCAUUGAGUGUAGGAAAGCACUUAAUACGUCGAAUGAUCAGCAUUAA
Messenger RNA from Colletotrichum truncatum, 1320 nucleotides. RefSeq names its product o-methyltransferase. Gene Ontology annotation, molecular function: O-methyltransferase activity. The record is from RefSeq and is a predicted model, not a curated record. Lineage: Eukaryota; Fungi; Ascomycota; Sordariomycetes; Glomerellales; Glomerellaceae.